Molecule: messenger RNA, 411 nt
Organism: Drosophila mauritiana
Lineage: Eukaryota; Metazoa; Arthropoda; Insecta; Diptera; Drosophilidae
Exons: 1
Coding region: 45-380 (111 amino acids)
Source: RefSeq, a predicted model, not a curated record
UUCAAUUGGAAGUAGAAAGUCGGCUGUUUGUAUUUUCUUCAAAAAUGUUUUCCACCUAUUCGAUCAAUGAUGUGGCCGCCAAUGAGGAAGUAGAUCACACCGAGGAGGAAUUUUCUUCAAAAGUCGAAGCCGAUGUGCAGUCGAUCAUCUAUUUGGCCUACCAGGAGCACGAGGCUGUGAUCCGCCACAAUGUUACGAGCGCGAUGAAGCAACGCGAAGAAGAGUUGGCCAAGCUGUGGAAUAUUCGAUCAUCAUUAUCAAGCUUAGCGCAGAUCAAGGCCGCUCGUGAUGAGGAACUUAGAGCUCUAUUGGACCAAAUCGUUACGAAUGAGGACAGUAGCGAUGAUGAUGAAGAUGAAGACAAGGAAGAUCCCUUUUAAUGUCACUAUCAUCUGUUAAUUAAAUGCUUCA